AUGGACGCCGCUCCCUCCUGGCUCGAGUCCGUCUCGCUCUCUAACCUCUCUUCCUCCUUCUCGCUUGUCAAGGCGGCGGUGGUGAACCCGUCUUCGGGCAAGACACAGAUUGCGGUACCGUUGCUCGCGACUGCGGGUGUCUAUGUCGCCAUCGCGGUCAUGCAGCGGUUGUAUUCCUACUGGCGCUCGUCCAUUCGCACGAUGAUGGGUCCGCCCAACGGCAGUCUCUUGCUGGGCAACGUGCAGGAGCUUAUGGACGACUUCGAAACGACCAACAGAUGGCGCCGCCAGUUCGGCCACAUCUUCAAAUUCAAGAGUCUCAUGAGCGCGACUCACAUCCACGUCCAAGAUAUCAAGGCGAUCAACCAUAUGAUCCAUAACAUGCCUAUUUACCAGAAGGCGCCGUACGGGCUGCACAACUCGAAGCGUACUUUGGGCAAUGGUCUUCUUGCUGUCGAGAAUGACGAACACAAGCGUCAGCGCAAGAUCCUUAACCAGGCUUUUGCCCCCUCGCAAAUCCGUCUCCUCACCGAGACUUUCCUCAACAUCUCCGUUCAAUGCCGCGACAUGUGGCUCGCCCAAUUCGCCAAGGACCCCAACGCUGACCACCAGGUCAUCGACAUCUUUGACUGGUUCCGCAAGCUUACUCUGGACGUCAUCGGCCAGGCUGGUUUCGGAUAUGAUAUGGACGCACUCGAAGUAAAGGGCCAGCCGAAUGAGCUUAACGAUGUGCUCACCAAGAUUUUCCAUGCGCCGCAUUCGCGCAUGCUCAUGGGCUUCAUGAUCCUCCAAGCGAUGGUGCCUGCCUUCCGUCUUAUUCCCUUCCCUGGCACACACGUGUUCGUUGAGUGCAAGAACGAGACUUUCCGCAUUGGUGGCGAGAUCCUGCAACGGGCGAAAGACACCCUGUUCCAGACUGGUGCUGAGCGGGUCGAAGUCGGCUCCAAGCGCAGUGUCCUCUCGCUCCUCCUCCGUGCCAAUGUCAACCCCGAGAUCCCCGUCAGCCAGCGUUUGACUGAUGACGAGGUCAUUGCCCAAAUCCCUACUCUUAUCGUUGCGGGCCAUGAGAGUACCAGUUCGGCUGUUUCGUGGGCGGUGUCCUUCCUCGCUGGUGACCAGGCUCGGCAGAACAAGCUCCGGGAAGAGUUGCAGGGCCUCCCGGAAGUUCCCACCAUGGACGAGCUUAACAACGCGGAAUACCUCGAGCAAGUCGUCCGCGAAACGCUCCGUAUGCACCCCAGUCUUGUCUUCACCCAGCGCAUGGCCAUGCAGGAAGAUGUCCUCCCUCUCGGCAAGCCUUACAUCGACGCGAACGGCAAGACCCACGAUAGCAUCUACGUGACCAAGGGCCAGAUGAUCCACAUCCCGCUGCUCGCUGUCAACAACGACCCCGAGAUCUGGGGCCCCGACGCGCACGUCUUCAACCCUGAACGCUGGGACAAGACCCCCGAGGCUGUUAACGCCAUCCCCGGUGUCUGGGCCAACACGCUCGCGUUCUUCGGUGGCCCACACGCGUGCAUUGGCUACCGUUUUGCUCUGGCUGAAAUCAAGUCGAUUUUGUUCGUGAUGCUCCGCACAUUCGAGUUCUCGCAUGUCAACACCGAGGCGGGUCCGCUGGGCGGCAUGGCAUGCAAGGCAGCGAUGAUUCCCGGAGGCAGCAUGCUGCAACACCCGAUGGACCUCAACGCGCCCGAGAAGGGCUCGUGCUUGCCCGUCAAGGUCAAGCUGCUCUGA
Molecule: messenger RNA, 1734 nt
Organism: Mycena indigotica
Lineage: Eukaryota; Fungi; Basidiomycota; Agaricomycetes; Agaricales; Mycenaceae
Exons: 10
Coding region: 1-1734 (577 amino acids)
Molecular function (GO): heme binding; iron ion binding; monooxygenase activity
Source: RefSeq, a predicted model, not a curated record